Fibroporia radiculosa is the source of this 2037-nucleotide messenger RNA. RefSeq lists its product as uncharacterized. The transcript has a single exon. The record is from RefSeq and is a predicted model, not a curated record. The coding region runs from base 1 to 2037 and encodes 678 amino acids. Lineage: Eukaryota; Fungi; Basidiomycota; Agaricomycetes; Polyporales; Fibroporiaceae.
AUGGACAAGCAGCGCGUUUACCCUAGGCAGCUUGAGGCUUCGGAGACCACGUCUAGUUAUGACUAUUGGUGGCCAUAUCCAGCUUGGACCGCAAGCACUGCAGAGACAAUCAGCGUGCCUCUGGCAGUCACACAACUUAUUGCCCCUACAACCUCAAGUGACACGUCCGUCAUGAUCAAUUCCAUGAUCACUGCUGUUCGCCCCAUGGUUACGUCCUCAGCCAUCCCUUCUAAGAGUGGAACUUUCAUCCACAUCACAGCCCUACCACCGGCGAGCUCCUCCUCGGCGAGCGCGAGUCUGAACACCUCACACGGGUCAUCUUUCAACAUCGCUUACCUCGCGCCUCUCUUCGCAGUGCUGGGCGUGAUUGCGGGGGCUUUUACUACAACGCUCCUCCUGCGUUGGUAUAGCCACUGCGCGGGGCGUCACGCGGCUCGCGGUUCGUAUUUCGAAUCAGGUCCUCAAUAUGUUCCAACUCCUGACGUAGGUUCGAUGAGGGCACGAGCUCAUCAGUCAGAUACACUGUCAGUUGAUGCCAAUGCCUAUCUCUCUCCGCAUUACUUCCGGUCUACGCAGGCGGAGAUUGUGAGAGAGAUAGGACGUACACCAUCAACCCCCAUACGAUCACCUCGAUAUUUACACGUACCUCGAUCUCCAGUGGAUGCGUUGUCCUCGCCGCUUCCCGCAGAGGAUGAUGCAUUUUUUAGAUGCGAGCAGUCUAUGGUGAACAAUGUCCUUCAACGUGGACGGUCUGGAGCCACGACGUCAACUACAUUACUGUCUCCUGCCUCUUUGGCCGACGAAGACCAGAGCAUGCCAUACGACACACUGCGACACACAUCGAUUAGGCGGGGAAUCCUCGAGCGCUUGAAGUAUGGUACUCAACGACGACCCGCAAAAGACAUUGAAGAACCCGGGUCUACGGAUGGCAUCGGAGUCGUUCCUGGACCACCUAAGCAGCGCUUAAGUCGUAGACAAGGUCACAAGAGACAGACUUCGGACGUCACGACUGACGAGACCGGGGGGUCAAUGGCUGCGCAGUCUAUUGUCACUCCCAAAAGGAGUCAUUCGCUGGUGCACAGUGUCGUAUACGAGUCGCCCUUGCUUCAUACAGGAUUCAGAAUUAUCGAGGAGGACCCUGAGAUGGACGUGAUGCUUGCAGAGCAGGAAUGCCAGGUCACCAAUCGCCAUGCGGCCACUCAUCACAAGCAUUUCGCGGCGCAGGACGACUCUGAUGCAAAUUUGAUCUCUCCUUGGGCAACGUCUCUCUCUCGACAAGCAGAAACUGAUACGUAUACCACUUUGCCAGCGCGACGAAGUGCCAAGAGCAGCCCGUUCUCAACCCCGGGUAUAUCGCGCACGUCAACUACAGCUUCUCCGCCUGCGAUGUCGCGCGUUGAUUCCUCUGUCCUUCCGUCAAGUCCUCCACGGAUCAUGUCCCCACCACUUGAGUCUAGGCUCUUCUUCGGUGCCAUUCCGCCGGAUUUUGGAGUCACUCCAACGCUGAACUUGCAAUUUCCCUCCCAGCACGCAUCCUCAUCAGUACCGGACCGAAGCUCUCCACCGAGACAAAUGAACAAGCUGCACACCACUAGAGAGCCACCGCUUCUACCGUUCCCUUCUUCCUCGAUCUCCUCUCCAUACAGUAACCGCCUGAAGAAGGCCAUCCGGCAGGCUCGGCCGCCUGCUACUUCUCCGACUCCUACCCCAGCAGGGCCCUCUCCCCCUCCUGGAAGGCACUCUGGCGCCUUGACGCCCACGACGGGCUUCACAACAAGACAUUCAGCCCAUGACAAAGUGGAUGAAAUUGUGUCGCGAAGCUGGAGCCAGAGGGACGUAAGCGCAGACAUGUUUGUCAGGAGUCCGACACUAUUUGGGGCAUUGGCCCUCCAUCUACGUCCCUUGUCCGGUCACCCUGACAGUGUACUUCAAGGCGGCGCUAGCGUUCCGAAAUCUCCGCUGGAAGGUAUUGAACAAAGGUUGGAGGCCUUGUUGAAGAGCAAGAACAAGGACAGCGGACAUUGUGAGAGGGUAUGA